AAUUAUCACUGUAUGUUAUAGUUAAUGCCAAAGCAGUUUUUCUUAAUAGUGAUUCGUUAAACAGCUUUAACUUCACUGUACGGCCAAACUUUAUUUGAACACGGGCCUGCAAUCGCUAAAAAAUAAUUCCUUGCAUUCUUUGUGACCACUUGAUCUGCAAGCUGGGAGCAAAUACUCUUGUGCUACAGGAUGUUUCGCCUUCGAUUUCUUCCCGUUGCAGCAGGGCUGUCUGCUGUUUCACGGCGUUACCAGGGGACAGCACAUCACCCCAGGACCAGGCGUAGGCUCGUAGUGGCAGCUUUCAUAGGGACAACUGCAGCAACAGCAAGUGCCAGAUUCCUUUGGCAGAGGGCUUACGCAGAAGACUCAUCCUCUGUAAAACACGAUCCAAGGACAGAGCCGAGUGAGAAGGUGAAGCACGAGGAGGAGGAGGAGGAGGAGAGCAGCGGCAGUGAGGGUAGAAAGGCUGUUGCAUCAGGCAAUGAGGAGGCCCAGCAGGAAGGGAAGAAGAAGAAGCGUUCUGGGUUCAGGGACCGUAAGGUGAUGGAAUACGAGAACAGGAUCAGAGCCUACUCGACACCGGACAAAAUCUUCAGAUACUUCGCCACUUUGAAAGUCAUAAAUGAGCACGGUGAAUCAGAGGUUUUUAUGACACCGCAGGAUUUUGUGAGAUCGAUAACACCGAAUGAAAAACAACCAGAAAAUCUGGGCCUGGAUCAGUUUAUAGUGAAACGCUAUGAUGGGAAGAUACGGGUUAAAUUUUCAUCUAAAUUAUUAGCUGAGCUCAUCCCCACUCUGCAGUCACAUACAAUGAAAUUAUCCCAGGAGCGAGAGAAAUUUGCUGAUGAGGACAGCAUAUUUUAUGCCCUUGGAGAAUGUGGACUCAUUUCUUUUUCUGACUACAUCUUCCUCACGACAGUCCUUUCCACUCCCCAGAGGAAUUUUGAAAUUGCCUUUAAGAUGUUUGAUCUGAAUGGUGAUGGCGAGGUGGACAUGGAAGAGUUUGAGCAGGUCCAGAGCAUCAUUCGUUCCCAAACCAGCAUGGGCAUGCGCCACAGAGACCGGUCUACAACAGGAAACACCCUGAAAACUGGCUUCAACUCCGCGCUGACGACAUACUUCUUUGGGGUGGAUCUGAAGGGGAAGCUGACCAUCUCCCACUUCCUCGACUUCCAGCGCAAACUGCAGCACGAUAUUCUGAAGCUUGAGUUUGAGCGGCAUGACCCGGUGGAGGGGCGGAUCACGGAGCGGCAGUUUGGCAGCAUGCUGCUGGCCUACAGCGGGGUGCAGUCCAAGAAGCUCACCGUCAUGCUGAAGCAGCUCAAGAAGCACUUCCAAGACGGAGAGGGGCUGACAUUUGAGGAGGUGGAGAGCUUCUUCACUUUUCUGAAGAACAUCAACGACGUGGACACUGCUUUGAGCUUCUACCACAUGGCUGGGGCUUCGCUUGAUAAAGUGACGAUGCAGCAAGUGGCCAGGACGGUGGCCAAGGUGGAGCUCUCCGACCACGUGUGCGACGUGGUGUUCGCACUCUUCGACUGCGAUGGGAAUGGCGAGCUGAGCAACAAGGAGUUUGUUGCCAUAAUGAAGCAGCGCCUGAUGAGGGGCUUGGAGAAGCCCAAGGACAUGGGCUUCACGCGACUCAUGAGGGCGAUGUGGAAGUGUGCCCAGGAGACGGCGUGGGAUUUCACCAUGCCAAAGCCAUAGCGGGGCCAGGGGGGGGGACACCAGCUUCCCCCUUGGCCCUGCCACCACCGCUGCUGCCGACACCUGCGGGGCGAGCCCAGACUGUUUGUAACAGGAGAUUUUUGUAAACGGGAGUUAGAAAUCAAAGCCUCUUGUAUUUGCAGCUUCUGCCUGCCACUUGGCCUCUCCAUGUUCCUCUCUCUCAGGAAAAAGGAAUUUUCUUGCUGCGGCCACCUCCGCUUUGCGAUGUGCGCUGCCCGCAGAGCUGGUGGGGCUGCACCCACCUGUUUUAUUUAAUGCGAUUACAAAAUGGCACGAGGUUUAUUUGAAAUUCUUAAACGUGGCACUAAGAAAGAAGCUGUGGCAUUCCCGGAUAGAUUGUAGCAGUGGGACCCACUGGCAGAGGCAGGAGCAGCCAGGUGGUGAGAGCUCCCCCGGGAUUUUGGUUGGCAAAAUGCUCUGUGCUCCCCCAAACUGUCGGGGGGGUAGAGGAGGUGGGUGCACCCCAGGAGGGGCUGCUUGUGCCGAGGUGCUGCCUUGGUGUAAGAGCAGUAAAAGGUGGUGGAGCACCUUUCUCCUGCCUCUUGUAGAAACAAACCUCCUGUGGGAGGUCCGUAAUUUUAAAUUUUUUUUUUUUUUUUUAAGGGGGUGCCUUCGCUGUGGGGAACUGCCGUUCUGUCACGGGGACGGGCUGAAAGAUUUCAUGUGCGUUCUGUAAACUAAAGAUGUUGCUCACAUCAA
Tyto alba (common barn owl) is the source of this 2427-nucleotide messenger RNA. It is a transcript of the gene MICU1, whose product is annotated as mitochondrial calcium uptake 1. Gene Ontology annotation, molecular function: calcium ion binding. The coding region runs from base 190 to 1707 and encodes 505 amino acids. Gene Ontology annotation, biological process: calcium import into the mitochondrion; mitochondrial calcium ion homeostasis. The record is from RefSeq and is a predicted model, not a curated record. Gene Ontology annotation, cellular component: uniplex complex. The transcript has 14 exons. Lineage: Eukaryota; Metazoa; Chordata; Aves; Strigiformes; Tytonidae.